AUGCGUGUGCUGCUGACCAACGAUGACGGUCCGUUGAAUGAUCAGUUCUCAGGUUACAUCAGGCCGUUUGUUCAAGUUCUGAAGAGACUGUAUCCGCAUUGGGAAUUGACUGUAUGCGUGCCGCAUGUGCAAAAAUCGUGGAUAGGUAAAGCUCAUCUGGCAGGUAAAAAGUUGUCCGCGCAGUUUCUGUAUUCCAAGAUGGAUUCCGAUGAUAAUAGCUAUCUGGGACCCUUUAUUCAACCGCAAACCGCCGCUAGUAACUCGAAGUUACCUCGGACCGUUAUAAACACAGAGGUGUCACAUGACGAUAUCGAAUGGAUAUUGAUUGACGGUACUCCAGCGUCUUGCGUGAACCUUGGCUUGCAUCAUUUGUCUACUGAGAAGUUUGAUCUGGUUGUCUCGGGUCCGAAUGUGGGUAGAAACACUAGCGCAGCGUAUAUCACUUCUAGCGGGACCGUUGGCGCCGCCAUGGAAGCGGUUAUAGCGGGAAACGUAAAAUCUGUGGCGGUAUCCUGGGCUUAUUUCGAUGGUGUGAAGAAUGUUAGCAGUUCUUUGAUGGAGAUGGCUUCCAAGAGGUCUUUGCAAAUCAUUGACCAUUUGUACCACAAUUGGGACCCUCGCACAGAUUUCUAUAGCAUCAACGUUCCUCUGGUUGAGAAUCUGUCCUACGAGACCAAGGCCGUUUAUACAUCUAUUUGGGAUAACAGAUGGGGUCCUAUCUUUAGUGGUCCGCACAUCGAAUGCGGCCCCACUAACGAUGAAAUUGAGGACGGCAGCGAGAAUCAAAUGAUAUCUUUCGAGUGGGCGCCGAACUUCAAGUCACACACAAGCUCUAAGCACCAUACAAACGAUGAUGUGGUCGAUAGAGACAUUGUCGAAGAUGGGAAGAUCAGCGUCACAGGUAUAAGGUCGACUUAUCUACACAGUGUUCAUCUCAAUGGUGAAUUGCCUCUGCGAGCGCCGGACAAGGAUGUUUCGGACGUAUCAUUUGUAAUAACCAUCGAUCCAAAUGAUUAUAUACACGGCCCGCUAAAGAACGCGAUUACCAAAUGGAUUCCUAAUGCCCAGAUCGUGACGACAUUACCAGCGAAAAGUGGAGGAAGCCAGCGGCUUUUCCACUAUGGGGAUUACGAAGACCUUGACAUGGAAAGGCUUGCCUCGGGUGCAGAAAGUUACUUUGCAAAUUCAUACAUUUACCGGAAGGCUCUCAUAAGGAAGCAUUAUCUGACACAAACGAUUAACCAUUUUGUUGCCAAGAAUCCUAAGUCUAUCCUAUCGAGGGCUUAUCUAGAGUCUUUCAUCAUUGAUCUAGAUUAUGCAGAGUUUCUGGAUGAUGCGCUGGAUGAAAACUGGGAACUAAGACAAGAACUUGAGUCUGAACAAUAUUGGUGGAUUGUUAAACCGAGCAUGAGUGAUAAGGGACAGGGGAUAAGAGUCUUCAAAACCAUCGAGGAUCUGCAAGCUAUUUUCGAUUCCUUUGACGAAGACGACAUUGAUGAUGAAGCUAACGUCGUCGAUAGCAACAGAAUCAUCAUCUCGCAACUGCGUCACUUCGUUAUACAACGCUACCUGGAAAAGCCACUACUGCUUCCAUCAAUGAACAACCGAAAGUUUCAUAUAAGAUGCUACAUCAGCUGCAGAGGGGCUUUGAAAGUGUACGUUUAUGACAGAAUGUUAGCUCUCUUUGCACCAAGUAAGUUUGAAACUCUUGAUCAUGAUCGAUAUUCACCGACAAGCGUGGAUGACCUCGCCUGUCAUCUAACUAAUACAUGUUUGCAGUCCAAAAGAGCCCAAAAGGAGCUUUCAGUGGUUGAAUUUGAUUCGCUAAAUGAUCUAACCCUCGAUGACAAACUGAGAAUUAAACAACAAAUACACCAGGUAGCACAUGACAUCUUUUUGGCAGCAGUACAGGUCAACAGCUUUAAUUUCCAACCAUUACCGAAUGCUUUCGAGACUUUUGGUGUUGAUUUCCUCGUGGACGAAAAUCUUGACAUUAAGCUGCUGGAAAUCAACGCUUAUCCUGAUUUUAAACAAACUGGGAAUGAUUUGAAGGAUCUAAUUGACGGCCUGUUCGACCAUGCUGUCGAGAAGCUGGUUCUUCCAUUGUUACAACGGGAAGAAUCGGCAAAUAAAACGUCACAUAGCGAUUUCGUCCAAGUCCUUGAUUAUUCCCCUAAUGAUUGGCGCUAA
Molecule: messenger RNA, 2190 nt
Organism: Torulaspora globosa
Lineage: Eukaryota; Fungi; Ascomycota; Saccharomycetes; Saccharomycetales; Saccharomycetaceae
Gene: PBY1
Product: putative tubulin tyrosine ligase
Exons: 1
Coding region: 1-2190 (729 amino acids)
Biological process (GO): protein modification process
Cellular component (GO): P-body
Molecular function (GO): hydrolase activity
Source: RefSeq, a predicted model, not a curated record